Molecule: messenger RNA, 3404 nt
Organism: Biomphalaria glabrata
Lineage: Eukaryota; Metazoa; Mollusca; Gastropoda; Planorbidae
Product: UDP-glucuronosyltransferase 2A3-like
Exons: 2
Coding region: 173-1711 (512 amino acids)
Molecular function (GO): UDP-glycosyltransferase activity
Source: RefSeq, a predicted model, not a curated record
UAACUCUUGGUGCUACAUGCAUAACUCAUGUAAUAAGAUUGACCCAGUUGAACAUAUCUUGGCCUACUUCAGGGGGAGAGCAAUAUUAAAUUAUGCUUUGUCAUUGCUCACAUAUGAUUCUAGACAAGUUUAGAAAGUUGAUCAAUGAGUGUGGAGGACUUUUGUAUGAACAAUGUCAAAUAAAAUGUUUUAUCCUGCACUACUAGCGGUAUUAGUGGUGUCCCCUUAUCUCUGUGGCGCCAAACAUGUCGUCAUGAUGCCAGCACCAACCAAGAGUUAUCUCAUCUACCACGCCAAGGUUGGACACGCUCUUACAGAACUUGGCCACACAGUGUCCAUAUGUGUUCCAGAUUACCUGGCCAACAAAGGGCUCGUUCCAAACAAAGCUAUCGGCAUAAUUAAAUACGGGAAACAGCUGGGUGACAUAGAGGCCUAUAUUUUCAACAAGACUAACAUAAUUGCUGGAUUCUGGGCGGGAGAGGUUCCAGGUAUCGGCAAUUUGGGCAUAUUAAUCAACACUUUUAAAGAAUUAGUUAACCAAAUACUUUCUGAAGAGGCUUUUAUAACGUCAAUUCGUGACCUGAAGCCAGAUUUUUUAAUCCUCGAAAGUUUCGUGUUUACUCGAAAUUUGAUCGUCCUGCCUUACAAACUCGACAUUCCAUUUGGCCUGAUUGGCCCCAGCCAAGACAGUUUACUAAAUAGAGUUCCGUUCAAUUCUGCCUCGGAGACAUUCUUUUUUGAGAACGGAAGUGAUAGGAAAACAUUUCUGGAAAGGGUCAAGGCUGUCGUAGCUUCUGCUAUUCUUAUGGCCUAUGACCCUUUCACUGACGCCGAUAUUGUAACAAGAUAUGCCCCGGAUAAGCCUUACACGACUAUAAGGGAAAUUGCUCUAAAGGCUGAAAUAUCUAUUGCGGAAACAGAUCAUAUACUCGAUUAUCCGCAGAGUACUCUUCCCAAUACUAGAAGGGUUGGAGGCUUUUCAGUAAGUGAUGCUAAGCCAUUGCCACAAGACAUAAAGAGCUUUGUUGAAAGAUCUUCCAGAGGCGUAGCUGUUGUGUCUUUUGGGGGUGGGGAUAUCAAGGUACCUGACCAUAUUAAGUCCAAAAUGGCGACUGCUUUCCAAAAGCUAGAUUUAAAUAUAGUCUGGAAGACGAAUGGGGGUAAUGAAAAAGAGGAUAACAUUUUAGCUUUGAACUGGAUACCUCAAAAUGACCUCCUGGGUCAUCCUAAAACCAAAGUGUUUAUUUCUCACUGUGGGACAAACGGUCAGUACGAGGCUCUGUACCAUGGAGUGCCAAUCCUCUGUCUUCCUAUUUUUGGCGACCAAUUUUAUAACGCCAAUCGCAUAUAUGUGAAAGGAUUUGGACUAUAUGCAGAUAUAAGAGACAUUACUGCCAAAAAAUUAACGCAGCUGAUUCAGCAAGUAGCAGACGAUUCUAAAUAUAGAACUAACAUCCAGAAAGCAUCGCAAAUAUUCAAAGAGCUUCACAAAAUUCCCAGCAAAGAAGCAGCCUACUGGUUUGAUCACGUGAUGAAAUAUGGCGGAGAUUACAUGAGGUCGUCGGGGCAACAAAUACCCUUGUACCAGUUUCUGUUAAUAGAUGUUAUUGCCUUUCUUCUCGCUGUUGUUAUUGUUUUUACGCUGGUUGUCUGUCUCAUCCUCAGAAUGUGCUGCAGACGAUUUAAAAAAUCGAAACUAAAGACGGCUUAAUUUUUUAAGGCGAUCUCAUAGUCUCAUAUGAAAUAUACAGACCCGAAUACAGUUUUAAUUUUACAUUAUUGUAAAUUGUUGACAUUUUUUCCUUUUUCGUUCUCAUUAUUAUACUGGAGGGUUCAGACGGCUAGACCCAGGGGCGGACUGGCUAUAUGGGCAUUUGGGCGAAUGCCCGGUGGGCCGGUACCCAAACGGGCCGGUAGAGCAACCGAAAUGGCCGCAUCGAUGCCACUAUAGCACGUAAGAAAUUGUUAAAGGUUUUAUAAUAUUCUCUUAUAAAAAGGCCAUCUGAGUACCACUUUAAUUUAACACAUUUUCCGAAAUAAUGUAAUAGCCUUCAUCCGUAGACAGUGCUACUAGUAGGCUUUAUCCUUUUAGGGCCUACACACUUAGCGAUUAAAAAGCAACAUAAUGCCUAUAUUUCUAAUAAAGAUGUAGAGUUCACUGUAUACAUGCAUAUUAAUACAUUAUCAAACUUGACACAAUGACUUUAAGGACAGGUAGACCUAGAAAUGGAUGCCCAUCAUAUGAUAUAGAAUUUGUGGGCCGAAUUGCAUAGAAAUGCCCGGGCCGAUUUUGACAAUCAGUCCACCCCUGGGUAGACCAAUAUCUGAAAUGAACUGCGCGGUGGUUUCCGUAUAAGGCAGCUUUAGCUCUAUAUAGUUUCUCUUCUAUAGGUUAGUUUUGGGGGCCAGUGUCUUGUUCUGGCUUCUAGGCUGAUAAUAGAUUGUGACUGUUUUUAUUUUAAUGCCAUUAUUGUAGGCCUAAUGUUUUGUUUCAUGAGAUAGUUGGACGCACUUUUGUUUACUUAAUAUUGACAUUAUUAAUGGACAUUUAGUCUUAGCCGACAAUCAUGACUAUGGACAUUUAGUCGUAGGCAACAAUUAUGACUAUGGACAUUUAGACUUAGUCCACAAUUAUGACUAUGGACAUUUAGUCGUAGGCCAUAAUUAUGACUAUGGACAUUUAGUCUUAGCCCACAAUUAUGACUAUGGACAUUUAGUCGUAGGCCAUAAUUAUGACUAUGGACAUUUAGUCUUAGCCCAUAAUUAUGACUAUGGACAUUUAGUCGUAGGCCAUAAUUAUGACUAUGUACAUUUAGUCGUAGGCCAUAAUUAUGACUAUGGACAUUUAGUCGUAGGCCAUAAUUAUGACUAUGGACAUUUAAUCUUAGUCCACAAUCAUGACUGUAUUUUACAUUUCAAAGAACUUAGAAAGUAGGCCUACAUAUAGAAAUAUUGAGGUCUGAGUCAAAGGCAUAGCUCGGGAAUAAGGACUCGGGGGGGGGGGGGCGGAGGGGUUUGACAUCUUUAAGUGCCCUUGGAUUUUGACAUUCAACAAUAUGACACGAGCUAAUGGCGUAAUAUUUAAUGUAUAAAAAUAUUUCAGACACUCAUUUGGGGGAAUCCUCAAGUCGGGACCCCGGGGGGGGGGGAUUUUCAAUUUUGGACCCACUCUAGCCUCGCCACUGGUCUGAGUUAUUUUUUCCCGUACAAAAUAGGCCUAAACAUGCAUGUAGAGUAUUGUGUACGGUACAAAACAUGCCAGCGACGUUUAUGUUUAUAAAUAAUCCAUGUUGUCCAUAAUCUUAGUUGGGUACUCUAUGCAUGAAAGUUACGUAUUCUCAUAUUUAUGUAUUUAUUUGGUUUUGUUUUUUUCUACAAAUAUAAUAAAUGAAUAAUUACUUUGA